GCAGCGCACCGGGUAACUACAGUACGAGCGCUGCUCUGCGCACACUGAGUCAGCUGAGCUGCCGGGGAUCACACACACACACACACACGCACACACACACGCGCGCGCGCGCCGGUGAAUGAAUGGAGGAGAGAGAGGAGACCGCGCAGUGUUCGGAGACGACGGAGACGGAGAAGGAGCUCGGUGCUACUCUGGGGAUGACGCGCGGAGCGGAGAGGCUCACAUGGAAGUGGUGAAGUGAUCCGAGCAAGCUUGUUGACGCAUAAUCCCGCCCGCCCCGCUGGCACUGGGAGGGGGCAAAUCUAGCCUCCCUAAACUCAAAUCCUCCAAUAGAGGAUUGCGAAGUGCGCUGCUGCUGUGGGUUCAGCCACCUUCUCUUUGACCGGCUAUGUUGGGAAAAUCCGCAUAGUUUUUUUUUUUUUAUAUAUAUAUAUUUUGGUGUGAUUCGUAUACAUCUCUGAAGAAGGGGACCCAAUCGGCUACCUUUAUUAGAAUCUAUCAUCUGGAAUCACUGUCACUGCGUCGCGGACGGUGGCCAGUUGGAUGCGCCCUGAGGUGCGGACAGGACCUGCCCGUACAUCAUCAUCAUCAUCAUCAUCAUAAUCAUCAUCAUCAUCGCAGGUAUUUGAUUGUGACUGUUGAUUACACCGGAGAUCUGGAGCCAUGACAGGCCCCCCGCUGGUCCUACAGCCCGCCUGCUGACGGUACCGGGCAGGAUGGGAGCAGAUCUGCCGGUUUCAGGAUCCCGAACGAGCCGAUUUAUCAAUGGAGGAAGAGAGUGACACCCGGAAAAUCAACAACAGCUUCCUUCGUGACCACAACUAUGCAACCGAAGCUGACAUUAUCUCAACGGUUGAGUUUAACUCAUCGGGGGAGCUGUUGGCCACCGGGGAUAAGGGAGGCAGAGUGGUUGUCUUCCAGAGGGAGCAGGAGAGUAAGAGUCAGCCCCAGCGUCGAGGGGAGUACAAUGUUUACAGCACAUUCCAGAGCCACGAGCCAGAGUUUGACUACCUGAAGAGUUUGGAGAUUGAGGAGAAGAUCAACAAGAUCAAAUGGCUUCCUCAGCAGAACGCCGCCUACUUCCUGCUCUCCACCAACGACAAGACGGUGAAGCUGUGGAAAAUCAGCGAGAGAGACAAGCGUCCGGAGGGCUACAACCUGAAGGACGACGAUGGACGGAUCAGAGACCCAUCGACAAUCACCUCAUUACGGGUGCCGGUCCUGCAGCCCAUGGACUUGAUGGUUGAGGCCACAGCCAGGCGUGUGUUCAGCAACGCUCACACUUACCACAUCAACUCCAUCUCGGUCAACUCCGACCUCCAGACAUACAUCUCUACCGACGACCUGAGGGUGAACCUCUGGAACCUGGAGAUCACUGACCGCAGCUUCAACAUCGUUGACAUCAAGCCAGCCAACAUGGAGGAGCUGACGGAGGUGAUCACUUCAGCAGAGUUUCAUCCCCAGCAGUGUCACACCUUUGCCUACAGCAGCAGCAAGGGCUCGAUACGCCUCUGUGACAUGAGGGAGGCCGCGCUCUGCGACAGACACUGCAAAUACUUUGAGGAGCCAGAGGAUCCCUCCACUCGCUCCUUUUUCUCUGAAAUCAUCUCAUCCAUCUCCGACGUGAAGUUUAGCCACAACGGCCGUUACCUGAUGACCAGAGACUACCUCACUGUCAAGGUGUGGGACCUUCAGAUGGAGAACAAACCACUAGAGACAUACCAGGUGCAUGACUAUUUACGCGGCAAACUCUGUUCUCUGUAUGAGAACGACUGCAUCUUUGACAAGUUCGAGUGUGUCUGGAACGGGUCGGACAGCGUCAUAAUGACCGGCUCCUAUAACAAUUUCUUCCGAAUGUUUGACCGGAACACAAAGCGGGACGUCACACUGGAGGCGUCCAGAGAGAACAGCAAACCCAGAGCCAUUCUGAAGCCUCGCAAGGUGUGUGUGGGCGGGAAGCGUCGCAAGGAUGAGAUCAGCGUGGACAGCCUCGACUUCAGCAAGAAAAUCCUUCACACCACAUGGCACCCGCAUGAGAACAUCAUCGCAGUAGCGGCCACCAACAACCUCUACAUCUUUCAAGACAAGGUCAACUAAAGCGCGGUCUGCCCCUGCCGACCCCCCCCUGCUGGGUCGGCGAAUGAGGGACGGAGCCCUUACAUACAUCCUUCCCCAUGUCUCGCUGCUGCUGGGCUUGAAUUUUGUUGCUCUGCUGAAGAAUUUGUUUGAGCAAAUUGUGGACGGUGUAAACUUUGGAAAGCGGGGAGAUAAAUACCACCCGGACGACAUAGCGCGAGAAAAACUGUUCUUUGAAAUCAAAGAACGGACUUUCAUUCUCCAAUUUGACUUCUGAUUUAAUUUAUUCAGCCAUGCGGACACCCGGAGAGGGGAAUUCUGUGCAUUAACGCGACAAGCGGAUCGCCGCAUGAGUGACAUGAUGUAGCGCCCCUCUGCACCCUGGGGAGAGAUGUGGGUACACUGGACAUAAAGUAGAGCACACUGACAGGAACCCAGCUUACAUGGUGGUCUCUCGUCGUCAUGCAGCAGCAGUGCCCCCCCCCCCCCUCCUCCCCCCUUUUCUUUCAACCUGCUCAUGCUACUGCGCAUGUGAUCAACCCCGCGUUGAACGUUUUGGACAGUGCGACCUGCUGCACAAAUUCCUACAAAAGUAGAAGAGACUGUUAAUGUCUGACCCCAGAAACGGAGUUGUCUCUGCCUGUGACUCAACACGGUCAGUCUUUUAAGUACCAAUUCUGUGUCUCCCUGGUGGGACUGCUGUAGUCUGUAAUGUGAAUGAAGCCCUUCCAGGCCGUGUCAAUGGUUUUAUUUAAUGCUGUUGUUUUAUUGAGUCGUUUGCUCGGUCGACGAGUCUGUCUAGAAAGCUGUGGUGCCUUCUUUUGGUAUGUGGGGGUUUGAUGUAGUGGGAGCGGGGAGGGUAUGGGGGGGGGG
Messenger RNA from Gasterosteus aculeatus aculeatus (three-spined stickleback), 2949 nucleotides. The record is from RefSeq and is a predicted model, not a curated record. Lineage: Eukaryota; Metazoa; Chordata; Actinopteri; Perciformes; Gasterosteidae.